UCAACCUCGGCACCCUUUGCUCCGGCGGAAGCGCACCCUUCCGCUCCCCCUAGCGGCAGACCUCGCCGCCUCUGCGCGUCACAGACAACGCCGGUGUCCGUCCCCGCCCCCCCACCAAGUCAGAGUGAAAGUUGCCUCCGCCUGGAACAGCGUGGGGGUUUCGGGACCCGCUAGUUUCCACCACCACCGCUUCUUCUUCUCACGCUUUUCUCCCCCCGGAGAGAUGAGGCGGAAAGAGAAGCGGCUGCUGCAGUUCGCCGGGCUGCUCAUAGCAGCUCUUCUCUUCCUCCCUAACGUCGGGCUGUGGUCUUUGUACCGGGACCGAGUGUUCGACAACUCGCCCGAAUCAGUGGACGGUCCGGGCGGCAUCCCCCCGAUUCAGGGGGUAAACCGGGUGGGGAAGGACGCUCAGGUUGGACAUGGCGGCACGCGGAGGAUAGACUGGCACGACUACGAAGCGAUCAAAAAAGAUUCUUCCAGAUCGGGCAACGGUGAGCAGGGGAAGCCCUUCCCCCUGACUGACGCGGACCGGGUGGACCAGGCCUACAGGGAGAACGGGUUCAACAUCUACGUGAGCGACCGGAUCUCCCUGAACCGCUCCGUCCCUGACAUCAGACAUCCAAA
Labrus bergylta (ballan wrasse) is the source of this 624-nucleotide messenger RNA. The record is from RefSeq and is a predicted model, not a curated record. Lineage: Eukaryota; Metazoa; Chordata; Actinopteri; Labriformes; Labridae.